Messenger RNA from Anoplophora glabripennis (Asian longhorned beetle), 1185 nucleotides. RefSeq lists its product as uncharacterized. Bases 130 to 933 code for a protein of 267 amino acids. The transcript is spliced from 4 exons. Lineage: Eukaryota; Metazoa; Arthropoda; Insecta; Coleoptera; Cerambycidae. The record is from RefSeq and is a predicted model, not a curated record.
UGAAUCGGGAUAUAAUUUAGAUUCUUUCUGUUGGUAGUAUCUGGCAUCUGGCUGGGAUUUUAUUGUUGUUUGACAGGUUUAAGGUUUAAUGAAUUACAGUUUCUAAAUGUGGUUGAAAUUGUGGAAAUCAUGACACACUACUGGUGGAUGCAUUGGUUUUGGAUCACACUAUGGUUGUCCAUAACAUGCUGUGAGGAAAUACCAACCACUCCACUACAUUCCAUUUCGACUAAUUUAACUACCGAUGUGAGCAGUGAUUCAUAUCGCUCAGAAAAAGCAAUUUUCAACAUUGGAGGUUCACCCACCACCAUCUACCCAGUAUACACAAAAAAUACCACAGCACAAAACAACAUCACUCUAAAUAAGUUCACCAAACUUUCUUCUAAGAAUGUAGACUUUCAUUUUUCAACACUAACCAUAAAAAAUACAAAAGAUUAUAAAGAAACUGUGAUAAACCCAAUACAUACAACAGAUUUGAAUAACAUUUCUGAUAAUCAAAUGCCGAAUACAAGCUUUAAUGCAAUAAACUAUACUAAUAAUUUAACUUAUCUUGAAGAAGAAGUUAAUAAUAACCAGAGUUUGAGUCGAAAUUCGCAAAGGAUCGAUAUUGAAGAGGAUGAAGAUGAUCUAGCCACUUCAGAAGGAAAUCUCUCUGCAGCUGGGAUAACUGGCAUCACUUUAGGUUGUGUAGUUGCUGUAGGAAUGAUAUGCGGUAUUAGCUUUUUCUUAUAUCGGACCAGAGGAUUUAAUCGACCUCAAGUACUUAACGACCGUUGUAGCAAUCCUGAUUCUAGCGGAUACAUUGAUGAUGCUUCAGUAAGAGACAACUCUGAGGAGAUGUACAGUCUAGAUAAUGAUUCAUUUCUAAAUAGUCUUGAAGCCAUGACCAUUCAAAAUUAUUGGACAGAUACUGUUAAACAUACAAAACUUUAAUUUUAAGGAGUCCAAUAUUUUAAUUUUUGUACAUAAGAGGACUUAUUUUAAAUAUUUUAGAAUCUGUGAUGCAUAUCAAUAGUAGUUCGGAAUAAUAUGCUUGUGCAUUUAACAUGAUAAAUAUCGUCUUUUCAUAUAGAUCUGAUAUUUAUAUAAAUAUGUAUGUAAAUGUACUCGUGGUACCCCCGAUUUUAAUAUAUUUUUCUAAAAAUUGUACAGCAUUUAUAAGGCUUUUUAUGUUAUAGAUUUAAU